Molecule: messenger RNA, 4509 nt
Organism: Rattus rattus (black rat)
Lineage: Eukaryota; Metazoa; Chordata; Mammalia; Rodentia; Muridae
Gene: Kansl3
Product: KAT8 regulatory NSL complex subunit 3
Exons: 20
Coding region: 368-3079 (903 amino acids)
Biological process (GO): positive regulation of transcription by RNA polymerase II
Cellular component (GO): NSL complex
Source: RefSeq, a predicted model, not a curated record
UUACCCUGGCUGUCCUGGAACGCAUUCUAUAGACCAGGCAGUCCUCGAACUCCCGGAGAUAGGUCUGCUUCUUCCUCCCCAAUGCUGGGACGAAAAGCGUGCGUCACCAUGCCUUGGCCCAGAAAGGUCAUAUUUUUGCUAACUGUGGAGUCUUGUCAGUUUACAGUCACAAAACUGUGUAUGGCACCUGCCACCUUUCUGUUCGGUAGUGGUAUGCAUAAUCGAUGAAUGAUGGGCAUAAAGGCAUGUUUUGAUAGGGAAACUUGGGAGAAACGGAAGCUAUUGAGUUGACAAGCCCCUUUUCACCGCAGGUGACUAGCAUGCAGAUAUUCGCACCCUGACUUGGUUUGGCUGCCUGACUACUGACAUGGCCCACCGGGGUGGGGAGAGGGACUUCCAGACUUCAGCUCGUCGGAUGGGUACCUCCCUGCUUUUCCAGCUUUCAGUGCAUGAGCGGGAACUGGACCUUGUUUUUCUGGAUCAUAGCUAUGCAAAACCGUGGAGUGCCCACCCAGAUGCCAGCAGCGCCCGCCCCACCCGCAUGCUCUUUGUAACUCCCCGUCGGCAGCAGGAGAAUACUAUUGAGUCAGACGUUCCAAUAGAUGUGGAGACUGUCACGGCAACUCCUGCUCCACUCUAUGACAAUCAGAAGGCAAGAAGUGUGAUGAACGAGUGUGAACGGCAUGUGAUCUUCGCCAGGACAGAUGCAGAUGCUCCUCCUCCACCAGAAGACUGGGAAGAGCACGUCAACAGGACUGGCUGGACAGUGGCUCAGAAUAAGCUGUUUAACAAGAUCCUCAAAGCCCUGCAGUCUGACCGGCUCGCACGAUUGGCCAAUGAAGGGGCUUGCAAUGAGCCUGUGCUGCGUCGUGUCGCUGUGGACAAGUGUGCAAGGAGGGUGCGGCAGGCACUGGCAAGUGUCAGCUGGGACACCAAGCUGAUCCAGUGGCUGCACACCACCCUUGUGGAGACCUUGAGCCUGCCCAUGCUAGCUGCUUACUUGGAUGCAUUGCAGACACUGAAAGGAAAGAUCCCAACUCUGAUAGACCGGAUGCUUGUGUCGUCCAACACCAAAACUGGGGCAGCAGGAGCCGAGGCCUUGUCACUUCUCCUCAAGAGGCCCUGGGACCCUGCUGUUGGUGUGCUUUCACAUAACAAACCAAGCAAACUCCCUGGUUCUCCUUUGAUUCUCAUCGCCUCCUCUGGUCCCUCCAGCUCUGUGUUCCCUGCCUCACGCCGCCACCGCUUCUGGCAGUCCCAGCUUUCCUGCUUAGGCAAGGUCAUCCCUGUAGCUACCCACCUGCUGAACAAUGGCAGUGGAGUAGGAGUUCUGCAGUGCCUUGAACACAUGACUGGGGCAGUGAGAAGCAAAGUGCUGGAGAUUCACAGCCAUUUCCCACACAAGCCCAUCAUCUUGAUUGGAUGGAGUACAGGAGCUUUGGUGGCCUGUCAUGUGUCUGUGAUGGAAUACGUCACUGCUGUUGUCUGCCUUGGGUUUCCUCUGCUUACUGUGGAUGGACCCCGGGGGGAUGUGGAUGACCCCCUCUUGGACAUGAAGACUCCAGUCCUCUUUGUCAUUGGUCAGAAUUCUCUACAGUGUCACCCUGAAGCCAUGGAGGACUUCCGGGAAAAGAUUCGAGCAGAAAAUAGCUUGGUGGUGGUUGGAGGAGCUGAUGAUAAUCUCAGAAUAAGCAAAGCAAAGAAGAAAUCAGAGGGCUUGACUCAAAGCAUGGUGGACAGGUGUAUUCAGGAUGAGAUUGUGGACUUCCUGACUGGAGUGCUCACUCGUGCUGAGGGUCACGUGGGCUCUGAGCCUCGGGAUCAGGAUGCUGAGAAGAAGAAGAAACCCCGGGACUUGGCCCGCAGAGACCUGGCCUUUGAGAUUCCUGAGCGAGGCAGUCGUCCUGCUUCCCCAGCUGCCAGGCUUCCCACAUCCCCCUCAGGCUCAGAGGAUCUCUCCAGUGUGUCCAGCAGCCCCACCUCUAGCCCUAAGACCAAAGGGACCACAGUGACCUCUGCCCAGAAGUCCAGUCAGAUUGGGACCUCCCAGCUGCUGAAAAGACAUGUGCAGAGGACGGAAGCUGUGCUGACCCACAGACAAGCCCAAGCACAGUUUGCUGCUUUUCUGAAACAAAACAUGCUGGUGAGGAAAGCUUUUCCUCCCGGCACCUCCUCCUGUCUCUUUGUUCCCAUUUCAUCAGAACCAGUGGAGGAGGUAGAGAAAGAAGAGCUUCGGGUCCAGCUGAAGAGGCACCAUCCUUCCAGUCCUCUUCCUGGCGCAAAGCCUUCUAAGCGACCGAAGAUCAAAGUGUCCCUGAUCUCCCAAGGGGACACAGUUGGGGGGCCUUGUACUCUUUCUCAAGGUGGAACUCCUGAAGCUGCUGGAGGGAAGCCCAUCACCAUGACUCUGGGAGCUUCAGCAGGAGCCAAGGAGCUCACUGGACUUCUCACUACAGCCAAGUCAAGUUCUUCUGAAGGUGGAGUUACAGCCAGCGCAGCACCAUCUGUGGCUUCCAGCAAUGCCACACCUAAUGCCAUCCACACGUUGCAGAGCCGAUUGGUGGCCACUUCUCCGGGCAGCUCCCUUCCAGGGGCCGCGUCAGCCAGCAGCCUCCUCCAAGGCCUCAGCUUCAGCCUGCAGGAUAUUAGCAGCAAGACCACUGGUCUCCCAGGGAGUCCCUCCCCAGGGCCAGCCCCACAGGCCACCAGUGUGAAAUUGCCAACCCCCAUGCAGAGCCUAGGUGCCAUCACCACAGGCACGAGCACCAUUGUCCGUACCAUUCCUGUGGCCACCACUCUUUCCUCCUUGGCUGCCACCCCUGGUGGGAAGCCCACUGCCAUCCACCAGCUGCUGACCAAUGGAGGCCUCGCUAAGUUGGCAAGCAGCCUACCUGGCUUGGCUCAAAUUUCCAACCAAGCAUCAGGCUUAAAGGUCCCCACCACCAUUACUCUGACACUCCGCGGCCAGCCAAGCAGAAUCACUACACUAAGCCCUAUGGGUUCAGGAGCAGCAGCAUCCGAGGAGCCCAACUCCCAGAUGCUGCCCUCUAGUUCACAGCGCCUGCCUCCAGCACCCUGAAUAUGCCAGCAAAAUGUCCUUACCAGGUUGGUGAUAGCUGCCUCAAGGUGAACCGUGUGGUCCUGCUGAGCCGGCUGAGUGAAGACAUCCCUAAGACAGCCAUUUUCAUCUCUCUACUAGCUGUCUUUGGAGCUGGGCCUCUGGCUCUUGAGAAAACAUUAGGCCAGGUGACAUAGGGCCAGAAGGUCUGGCCAUGUGUGGAUUGUUGGCAUUUCUACCCCAACACUGAUGUAAUUUGACCCCAGUGUCAGUAUAGAACGGCUCACUGCAGUCUCAUGAUGAAGGCAGGAAGAAGUGGCUGUCGGCUGCUGGCCCUUAAGACUUUCGGUGAGGGGUGGAGCAGCACAGGAAGUAGUUGGCAAGACAUGCCCGAGGACCCUAUGCUGCUGACAGCUUGGGCUUGGGGCUCUGUGUGACACGUGAGGGCCCAAGAUUAGCCAGAGAAAUGGAAUUUACCAAGUCAGAGGGAAACCCCGACUCCCUGAGAGUCCUGUCUGCUGCCUGGUGAUGGAGCAACUGACCAGCUACCGUGCUAUCUCUGCUCUUCCAGGAAGCUUGGGCAGAAGGACAGGGAAGGUUGUGCUUCAGAGUUUCCUUCUUAGAACUUGUCUUUCUGCUCAGAAGUAGGAAGGUUGUUGACUACUGUGCGAGGCUCUGGGCAGCCUGAGCCUUACAGAACCAUGGUCCUGUGAUGUGGACACUGAAGAUGGGGCAGUCUCCUUUCCUAGGACACUGCAGACGGAGCUUGGAGUUCGGCUUGUGUUCCCUUUCAUACUUAGAAAGUUUCCGUCAAGAUGAGAAGUAAAGCAACUCAAGUGUGAUUUGGUUCACGGGGCCAUAUACAGCUACACCAAAGCCCCCUCACCUGUAAUCUGAGUGGAUGCACAGUGUUGAGGAGCCCCGGGCAAGUCAGGUCAGAGACGUGUGGUAGGAGUAGAGAGGUCUCCAGACCUUGGCUCUGGAGCUGCACUCACAGUGGUUCAGAGUAGAGCUGUAUUCUGAGAUUCAGAAGGCGUCAGAGAGUGAAGAGGUACGAAACCUGGAUGAGGUGCCUAGUGCUGGGGCCUUGGUAGCUUCAUAGGCCAGAGCGUAGAACCACCAAGAGAGGAUAAGACUGGGGGCUCUGUGAACUUUGAGGGGUCAUUUCAGUUGGCAGAGGACCCUGAACAACCCUUUGUGACUUAGGAGGACAGCUUGAACAACACUGGAGGGGCUGCUCCUGAAAGAUGCUGCCCCUGUGUUCUGGAACCAAAGAAAGAUGCUGCCCCUGUGUGUCCUGCUUUGGUGGUUAAUCUGUGUGCAUCCCAUGGGUGACUUCUGAGGCAUGGCUUACAUACCUUGAAGAACUGCAACACUGAGGAGGGGAAGCUGCAGCACACUGAUCGUCACCUUUGAGGGACUGACCAACAAGGAAGUGGCUGGAGUCUGUA